Terrapene triunguis (Three-toed box turtle) is the source of this 1640-nucleotide messenger RNA. It is a transcript of the gene FAAP20, whose product is annotated as FA core complex associated protein 20. The transcript is spliced from 4 exons. Gene Ontology annotation, molecular function: ubiquitin binding. NCBI's taxonomy places the organism in Eukaryota, Metazoa, Chordata, Testudines, Emydidae. The record is from RefSeq and is a predicted model, not a curated record. Bases 55 to 1032 code for a protein of 325 amino acids.
UCCCGCAGGGGAGGUCGGGGCUGCGCGGCGCGGAGCAGGCCCCUCGGCCAGGCCAUGUCUGAGGAGGGAGGCGGCAAACUGCGCCUCAAGCCCAGGAAGGCGCCACCGGGCCGCAGCCGGGAGCCCAGCCCGGGUCGGGAGCCCCCCGCGCGGCGCCAAACAUUGGCCAACAGAUACUCCUGGUUUGAACAACAAGGAUUAAGUGAGUCUGAAAAUAUGUGGAUGCUGAUACUGAAGGCUGUCAAUCCAGAUCUAAAACCCACAAGCUGGGAAACAGUGCCCAGUUUACCAGAAUUUUUUGGACAGAAUUCUGAAAAUGAGAAGAACCCACCAAAACCAGAAGUCUUUAAGGUAGGAAUGAAAGAUUUUCAAUGGAUACCUCUCCCAUCUUUCUACAAAGAAAAAGCUCUUAAUAGAAAGAAUCCAAGCUGCUGUCACAUAUCAAAAAGUCAAACUGAGCAUCUAAUGGAAAGAGAGGACGAAGCAGACCCAAACCAGCUAAAUAUUGCUCCUGUAGUUGAGAAAAUAUCCCUUGCAGUUAAUGACAAUCCAGAUGAGAUCAUAAGAAUGAAACACAGCAGAAAAAGUUCUUCAAAACUGAAAGAAAAAGAAAGGACUGAAAAGUAUGAACGUAAUCAAUUUACAGAUUCAACACUUCAUUCUGUACCAGCAUCUACCCAAAGUCUUGCAAAAGAUUUUUGUCUUCAACAGCUCUGUAAAGGGACUGUGCUGAGUGAAGAGAAAAACAGAAAAGAAAAUGAAAGCAAAGGACAACAGUCAGAUGCACAAAUGCACCAACAUAAUGUUUUAUUAGGUGAGACCAGAUCUACAUCUGCAGAAAUAAAAUCUCCUGUUGACGUCCCCAAAAUGGAAGGUCUUGAGGAAAAGGCUGAGGAUCAGAGAGCAGGAACUUUAACUCUUGACAGUUGUCCGAUGUGUCUAAUCCAGUUUACUGGAAUAUUGUCACAGUUGGACAUUGACAGCCAUCUUGCUAAAUGUUUGUCUGAAAGUGCAGAUGAUGUGAUUUGGUAAAAGAACAAGAAUGAAGAGCCAAGAAGUCAGAUGCUAAGAUAUGAAUCUCUCUACAAGAAAAAAGGAAAGUGUAUCAAGAAAAUGUGUCCUGAUAGAAUGUGUAUUAAACUUGUAUAAUUGAAAAACAAAAACAAAGAAAGGUCAGAAAUACCAUCAGCCUCUAUUCAUUUCCUCUGAACCGCUCUGUGUAUCCAUUGUAUCCCUGAUCCUGCAAAGAGAACUGUGUGGGUAUACCUCUGGAUGCUGUGGAGCCCCACCGAAUGCAUAUCAAAAAGUACCAUUAUGGCUCCUUGAAGUACAGUAUCUGUUCUCUUUUGCCAUGUAUUUAAAUUAUUAUGCUUUUGAAAGGUAUAGCAGGAAGAGGUUGAUGCAAGAAAUUUUCUUGUAGACUGUUAAUUCUGUAGACUGUUAAUUUGCCUAAUCCAAAUGUCAUUGAAUCCAGUGACUUCAACAGGCUUUAUAUCAGGUUCUAAAUGGCUAACUCUUUGGAAAGUAAAUUGCUUGAUACUUUGGGUACUACAGCAUUUUUUAAUGUCUGUUUAGGCUUUUAAAUUUCAGUUCAUGCUUUAUUUGAAAAAAAGUUUAAAUAAAAAUCUAGUUGGAAUUUU